AUGCACAGCUUCAUCUCAACCCUCGCCACCAUCCUGCCUCUGGCAGCCGCAGCACCCUACGGUCUGAGCAUGCGUGACAGCAACCCAGGCUGCCAGGCCGCGUCGUUCGGCAACUUCACCUGGACCGUCGAGGACUUCGACUACCACGCGUCCUACAUCUUCACCACGCCCGCCCACCAGAACUCGUGGGGCUACGCCAGCUUCAACCUGACCAACCCGGCUCUCACGUACAAGGCGUCAUGCAGUGCCAGCAGCGACCAGCUCUCCGAUUUCUUCUACGGCAACUUCCCCUACAAGUGCACAGUACCGGACGGCUCGACCACCGAGACCUCAUUCGACUUCAGCCGGCCCAGCGGACAUCUGGAUGUCAAUCAGACAUGGAGCUGCAGUGACCAGGACCCAAAAUACCCUAUCACCGUUAUUGCAAGUGGAAGCGCCAACUUGACCCUGGAUUGCACAGACGUGACCCAACAGAAUCCCGACUGGCAGCUGGGUCAAAUCUACUCAAGCCGGACUGUCACAUGUGGUCUGGUAACCGUGCCUCUCAAGCCCUCCCAGAUCAGAGCUGUCGCUUGA
Messenger RNA from Anthostomella pinea, 576 nucleotides. The record is from the annotation of a GenBank genome assembly. NCBI's taxonomy places the organism in Eukaryota, Fungi, Ascomycota, Sordariomycetes, Xylariales, Xylariaceae.